UCCUCCAUUUCACUUUCUUGGUAUCUUCUAUCAAACAUAGACACACUUCCAUUCCGCCCUUUUUCCUUCGUCCGCCAUUCCUUUCCUCCAUUCUUACUCCUCAUGCUCCGUCCAAAUACUAUAUAAUAUCCUCUCUCUCUACACACACACACAUAUAUAUAUUUAUAUCAUCACCCUACCAACUCAGUUGUUUCCUUUGACUUUUCUAUCUUCUUCUUCUUCUUUGUACAACCUUUACGAUCUCUUUCAUUUAUUGAUCAGAAAAUUUUAGACCAGAAACAGAACAACAAGUUAGGGUUUUGAAUAUUUCUUUCUUGGUGUGCACAUAGAGGGCCAGAAAUGGAGACAUCGAGUGGUUCCAAUCCAGAUACACCCACAAACCCUUCUUCUACAGAUACCAGUACUAGUCUCAGUAGCAAUUCAAGAAGCCAUCGCUUUGAAUUCCCUGGUCUCAGCUUCUUGCGCUCGCCGGUAUCCACCAUGUUGGAAUAUUCCGGCAUUCUCCGGCCAAGACCCAGCAAUGAAGAAUCGGAAAUUCUCACAAUCCAUGACGAAAGCCACCACUUUCACCGUCAUUUGCAAGAUUUGAGCUCCGCCGGCAGCAGUGGCAGUAACGGGGAGGUUUCAAUUAGGAUAAUCGGAGCUGAACAGGACCAUGUGACAUAUGAUGAGAGUGACGAGAGUGUAGGGCAAAUUGAGAGGGUGGUGGGUUUGUCAGGGUCGAACCGUCCGGUGGAGGACGGUGUUGGGGAUGGAGGUGAAGUUGGGGUUGGAGAGAGGGCGUCUCCACCGGAGGCGGCUGAUUCGGGUAAUGGGGAUGUUGGGAAUGGUGGUAAUACGGAUUCGUCAUACCAGAGGUACGAUAUACAACAGGUUGCUCGGUGGAUGGAGCAGAUUCUUCCGUUUUCGUUGCUCUUGUUGGUUGUGUUCAUUCGUCAGCACUUGCAAGGUUGCUUUGUUACUAUCUGGAUCACUGCAGUCAUGUUUAAGUCAAAUGAUUUUCUUCGAAAGCAGACUGCUCUAAAGGGGGAGAGAAAAAUAUCUGUUCUACUUGGCAUCUCCUUAAUUUUUGUGCUUCAUGUGAUUGGUGUUUACUGGUGGUAUCGGAAUGAUGAUCUUUUAUACCCAAUAUUCAUGGUUCCUCCAAAGGCAAUACCACCAUUCUGGCAUGCCAUAUUCAUCAUUACGGUAAAUGAUAUAAUGGUGCGACAGGCAGCUAUGUCUUUGAAGUGUGUGCUGCUAAUGUAUUAUAAGAAUGGCAGGGGCCAUAAUUUCCGUCGGCAGGGUCAAUUGCUAACUCUGAUCGAAUAUACACUGCUGUUAUACCGUUCUUUGUUACCGACACCUGUCUGGUAUCGAUUCUUUUUGAACAAAGAUUAUGGAAGCCUCUUUUCAUCACUGACUACAGGGUUGUACCUAACUUUCAAGCUUACAACAGUUGUUGAGAAGGUACAAUCCUUCUUUACUGCCGUGAAGGCAUUGUCGCGAAAAGAAGUCCAUUAUGGGUCUUAUGCCACAUCGGAACAGGUAAAUGCAGCUGGAGACCUGUGUGCUAUUUGCCAGGAGAAGAUGCAUGCUCCAAUUUUAUUGCGCUGUAAGCACAUCUUCUGUGAAGAAUGUGUUUCUGAAUGGUUUGAGAGAGAAAGGACUUGUCCUUUGUGCAGGAGCUUGGUAAGACCUGCUGAUCUGCGAUCCUUCGGGGAUGGAUCAACAAGUCUGUUCUUCCAGCUGUUCUAAAUUCAUUUUCUGCUCAAGAAUUUUAUUUCCCAAAAUUCUCAUCUUAUUCGGCAAUAGGCUAGUAAUGACAUUGCCUCGUUCUUGGAGUUUUCUGGGAAAAAAAAAUUUCCUGUAAGGAAGGUAUCAACAGAAUCAUCAAUGGACUAACAAUAUGUUCUUGCGUUGUAUUCAUGAGGUUAAAUGUACCAUUGCCCUAUGAGAUUGAGAAAUCUUCAGGGGUGUCCUCUAACCCCACAUCCGUAUAUAUGGUAAUUCUUUUUGAGGAAUGAAAUAUUAUUCCUUUUAUGUUGUAUUGUUCUUCGCUAAAGGCAUACUGUAACACUUUUUUUAUUUUAUUUUUUCAUUUAUAUAUAUAUAUAUGGAGUUUGUAUGUA
Cornus florida is the source of this 2111-nucleotide messenger RNA. RefSeq lists its product as uncharacterized. NCBI's taxonomy places the organism in Eukaryota, Viridiplantae, Streptophyta, Magnoliopsida, Cornales, Cornaceae. Gene Ontology annotation, molecular function: ubiquitin protein ligase activity. The transcript has 8 exons. Gene Ontology annotation, biological process: positive regulation of ERAD pathway. The record is from RefSeq and is a predicted model, not a curated record. The coding region runs from base 340 to 1737 and encodes 465 amino acids.